Python bivittatus (Burmese python) is the source of this 2352-nucleotide messenger RNA. RefSeq names its product methyltransferase 18, RPL3 N3(tau)-histidine (gene METTL18). Gene Ontology annotation, cellular component: nucleus. Gene Ontology annotation, biological process: peptidyl-histidine methylation, to form tele-methylhistidine. The record is from RefSeq and is a predicted model, not a curated record. Lineage: Eukaryota; Metazoa; Chordata; Lepidosauria; Squamata; Pythonidae. Gene Ontology annotation, molecular function: protein-L-histidine N-tele-methyltransferase activity.
GACGGAGACGCUCUGGAAAGGCCUUUGAGAAGCGAGACGCCCCCGGGCAGCGCGGUUUUCUCUUGUGCUGUGGCUGGCGCGCCUCUUCGCAAAAUCGGUCGGCUGCCCUGCCGCGGGCUAGAGGUUUCCUCCUCCCGAGCCUUCCGGGUCAGCCAACGCCGCCAUUCACAAGAAAAUGGAAUUUCAGUUCAACUUUUCUGUAGACAAAAUAGUGGAAAACAGAACAGAUGCUGCUGAGAAUGAAAAGCUACAGCAGGAAAUAGUCCUACUGAAUAAUCGAGACAUUUCGGAAAAGAGCAAUGAGAUUACCUCAGAAGAAAAUAAAAUAAAUGAGGAGUAUUUACCAGGAGCCACUGCUAAUAUAUCAGACCACAGCACUUCAAAUGCAAACCCAGACACAAGUUUGUUGAGGAAACAAUCCUGUCCCAAAUCUGCCAAGAUGCACAAUCUUCCUAAAGAUGUCAGUAAAGUCCUUGAGAGCAAAAUUCUUGGAACCUUACCAGGUAUUCACUAUGCAAAUAUUUCUGUGGUGGAGACUACACUCCCAGGUAACUGUGUUGGAGAAAACAUAAUGUCUAAAAGCAUUUCUUCUCAGUCUGACCUAAUUACAGGUGUCUAUGAAGGAGGUCUAAAGAUCUGGGAAUGCACUUUUGAUCUCUUGGAUUAUUUGUCAGAAACUGACAUUGAGUUUGCCCAAAAGUUCGUUUUGGACCUUGGCUGUGGAGCUGGGCUGUUAGGAAUAGUUGCAUUAAAAGGAAAUGCUAAAGAAGUGCACUUUCAAGAUUAUAACAGUUCAGUAAUUGAAGAAAUCACCAUACCUAACAUACUGGCUAAUUGUUCUCUUCAAGAUGAUGAUGGUGAAGAAGAUACCCAGUCUAGGAAAAAAGACUUCACCCAAGAUUUUCUGUCUAAAUGCAAGCUUUUUUCUGGGGAAUGGUUAGAAUUUAGUAAACUUGUUUUAAAUAAUACUAAGCCCUUAGCAAAAUAUGAUCUCAUACUUACGUCAGAAACUAUUUAUAAUCCUAAUUACUAUGAAGCUUUCCAUGAUACACUUUCAAGUUUAUUGGCAAUAAAUGGCAGCAUAUUUUUAGCUAGCAAAGCGCAUUAUUUUGGCUGUGGAGGUGGGGUCCAUCUUUUUACAAGUUUCAUAGAGAAGAAAAAUUUAUUUAAAUAUCGAACAAUUAAAGUUAUUGAUAAGGGGCUCAAGCGUUUCAUUAUUGAACUGACAUUUAAGAAUUCCUGUUAAUAUGCUGUCUGGGUCAGCAUAUCAUUAAAUAUUUAUUUUCUGUUAUUCAGAAAUGUUCUAAUAAAUUACUAGCACAUUUGAUUUACUUACACCAAAGCUUUUUUCACUUGCCUUUUUUCUCUUUUCCCCUUUUCUUUGAAUUAUUUUGAAUUAUUUGUGUAGGAUAUGUACCAUAUCAGCAUAUUUUCUAGCUUAAGUUUGUCUAGCAGUCCUCUCACAUGAAUUUCUAAGACUGCAUUCUUUUAUGGACUUAAUUUGACUCAACAACUGUUAUUUCCUCAUCUAAUUCAUCCAAGAUUGAUACUACUUGUGCAACAUUUUUGCCUCUAACACAUCAAUCACAGUUCAUAGUUAUCCCAAUAAUUCUUACUGGCAUAAAGAUCCAUCUAGUCUAGGAUCUAAGGCAGCUACUUCAAAAGAGCAAAAUAGGAACAGCAUUGUUCUGUACUUAAAAAUCGACAAGUUUCCAUUUCUAAAUUUGUUGUACAGGCUAUCUCUGAGAAUAACAUAUUUAUGGUGAAAUGCAUGCUUGAUAUUUUCCUGCUAACCUGAUAGACAUCUUAGAAUGACAAACUAGUCAAACCAGCCCUUGUAGUUAGUUAAUCAGAAAAUUGGGUUCAAUAAAUCAUGGCUCAAUUAACCAUGGAUAAAUUAUAUGUAUCAGUUAAAUGGUAUUUAUCUUUUAUUUUGAAUCUACUUUGUUUUCUUUAUGUCCCCAUGACAUACGUAGCUUCCCUCUACGUGCUACCCUCUUUUUUUCUGCGGACAGUUUUUCUGGCCUCCCUUGGUAUCACCUUUGGUUUUUUUGGUUGAUUCUUGGAAACUAUUUGGAUAAGUCCAUGCAAUUUUCUUGGCAACAUUUUCAGAAGUGCUCUGCCAUUACCUUUGUCCUAGGGCUGAGUGUGACUGGCUCUAAAUCACCCUGUUUCAGGAUUAGAACUCAGGUCUCCCUACUCCUAGUCUAGAGCCGUAACCAUGAGACCAAUUGGCUCUCUUGCUUGUAGUUUUUCUCUUUACUACUAGAAACCAGCAACCAUAUUUCCAUGAUCACAUUUUCUUUUUGGGCUUUUCCCUGCCCAUUUUUUUUAAACUCCAUCUCUCAUAUU